AUGCAGAACCCAAAAUCUAUAGUGACUUAUGGAAAGAAGGAUACGGUAGUGGCAUUGCUUGGAUGGGCAGGAGCCGCAGAUAAAAACGUCGCAAAGUAUGCAGGAAUUUAUCAAAAGAAAGGAUACACGACGAUUCAAUACACAGCACAUGCAGCGGCAAAAGGAUGGGGAACUAAGGAAGGACGAGAAGUGGAGAAUCUAGCACAAACCCUAGAUUCGGUCUUGAUCAAUCCAUCAAAUCGAUUGAUUUUCCACGUCUUCUCAAUGAAUGGAUUCUUGACACUCACUUCACUUGAUUCACAGUAUCCAGAGUUGAAGGCGUUUGAGAAAUGUGAUGGUUUAUUUUUGGAUUCUUGUCCGGCGUGUUUUGCAUUCUCGUUCGAUAAUAUGUACAAACACUCGCUUGUCAUGAAUCAUGUUUAUGAUGGUUUGAUCAAGAAUUCCAAUUUCCUCGUCGGAAAUUUCUAUUGGAUGUAUAAAAAAUGGGAGACAACUCGAUUCGGAUCUCGUCUUCUUUUGGAUGAACUUAUGAUAAUAGCCGGCAUUUGCUCUAUGGAGGAUGCGAAUCCAUUCUUUUAUCUAUUGAAUAAUCCACAUCUUCCACCAAUCAUAUAUUCCGUUUUCUCUGAUGCGGACAUUGUUUGCUCAGCAGAUGAAAUCAAUUCAUUCAAUCAGCUGGCUUCGAAAAGAUCCGACAAGCGGAGAGAAGUUGUGAUAACUCGUUUGAAGGAUAGUGCACAUGUCGAACAUUUCAAAAAACAUCCAAAAUUGUAUCUCGAACGAAUGGAAGAGUUUUUACAAAAAGUGGAAAAAUUUAGAAACGGAGGGAAUUCGAAAUUAUAA
Molecule: messenger RNA, 843 nt
Organism: Caenorhabditis briggsae
Lineage: Eukaryota; Metazoa; Nematoda; Chromadorea; Rhabditida; Rhabditidae
Exons: 6
Coding region: 1-843 (280 amino acids)
Source: RefSeq, a predicted model, not a curated record